This is a messenger RNA of Prorocentrum cordatum, 771 nucleotides long. NCBI's taxonomy places the organism in Eukaryota, Dinophyceae, Prorocentrales, Prorocentraceae. The record is from the annotation of a GenBank genome assembly.
ACCUAAGAUUAGACCUGGCUCAGGCCUGACAGGGGCGAGGACAGCACCCCUCGCGCCCUCGCGCACCGCGCGGCCCUGGGGCCGGAGCGCUGUGCCCCUCUCCAGCGCUGCGUGGCUCGAGAGGACGCGAAGCGAGGUGUCGGGCGCGACCGCGCGCGCCGCCCGGCGGCCCAUCCCGAUUGCACCCAGCACCGCAGCCACCUGGAGCAUGGGCGCGCCAUGCGCACGCCGUCCGAGACCAUCCUGGUAGGGGAGCUGCCUGCGGACAUCGACGAUGACACCGUGAGGUCUGUGUUCGGCAUGUAUGGCACCGUGGAGAGGGCGAAGGUGGUCGGCAUCCUGAACUCCACCGGCAGGGCGCGCGCGGUCGUCAAGCUGGCCUCUCUGAUGGAGGCGCAGUGGCUCGUGGAGAACGGGGACGGCAAUUACGUGCAGGGGCUGAGCGAGCCCAUCACCGUGAGAUUUGCCACACAGCCAGGGCCAGGUCAGCAGCCCGGGGGCGGCUACGGCAAGCUCCUCAAGGCGCCUGCCGCGCGCGGCGCCGCGGGGCCCUAUGUCGGCGCCGCCGGGGCCCUCAGGAAGGGCGGCGGCGGCGACGAGUUCUCCGUCGCACACCUGAUGGCGACUCUGGAGCGCAGCGUCUUCCCCCCUACCAUCGACCGCUCUGCCCUGAUUCAGCUCUACGUCAGCGGGCUACCACCAGACACAACCGACCUGGACCUAGCUCUUCGCGCCGUUCGGGUGCCCGAUAAAGUUCAACGGCGUAAAGGC